Messenger RNA from Serinus canaria (Common canary), 1432 nucleotides. It is a transcript of the gene UBALD2, whose product is annotated as UBA like domain containing 2. Gene Ontology annotation, molecular function: protein binding. Lineage: Eukaryota; Metazoa; Chordata; Aves; Passeriformes; Fringillidae. The transcript is spliced from 3 exons. The record is from RefSeq and is a predicted model, not a curated record. Bases 119 to 622 code for a protein of 167 amino acids.
CCAAUCACCGUGCAGGGGCGGGGCCGGCGGCGCCCCCCGGUCCCCCCGGUGAAGCGCGGCGGGCGCGGUGGGCGCGGGGCGCUCCGGGCGGUGCGGGCCGGGCCGGGGCCGCCCCGCCAUGUCCGUGAACAUGGAGGAGCUGCGGCACCAGGUGAUGAUCAACCAGUUCGUGCUGGCGGCGGGCUGCGCCGCCGACCAGGCCAAGCAGCUGCUGCAGGCGGCACACUGGCAGUUCGAGACAGCCCUCAGCGCCUUCUUCCAGGAGACCAACAUUCCCAGCAGCCACCAUCCCCCCCAGAUGAUGUGCACCCCCAGCAACACGCCGGCCACGCCGCCCAACUUUCCGGACGCGUUGGCCAUGUUCUCCAAGCUGCGCACCUCGGAGAGCCUGCAGAGCAGCAACAGCCCCAUCACCUCCAUGGCCUGCUCCCCCCCAGGCAGCUUCAGCCCCUUCUGGGCCUCCUCGCCCCCCAGCCACCAGCCUGCCUGGCUGCCCCCGUCCUCGCCCACCACCCACGGCCUCCACCACCACCUGCACCACCCGCAGCCCUCCUGGCCGCCCACCCCCCCGGCCCCUGCCCCCCCACAGAAAGCCGUGGCCACCAUGGAUGGGCAGAGAUAAGGCUGGGGCUGUCGGGGGGGUCAGGGGGGGCCGGGCCGGGGCGUUGGGAGCGGGGGCUCGCUGAGAAACGCACUGGAAUAAUUUUCUAGGUUUUAUUAUUAUUUUUAGGGGGGGGGAGGACAUGCUGCCAGGGGGCGCACUGACCCGUGAGAGCCUCUGGCUGCUCUCUACUCCCCUCCCCUUUUUUAAAAAAAAUAUAUAACUAUAAUAUAUAAAUAUAUCUAAUGUAUAUAGAUCCAGAGAGAAGGAGCAGCAGCAUGGAGGCAGCUGCUGGGUGUCUGGGGGUUUUCCCUGUGGCUCUAUCCCCACCCAGCAUCUCUACAUCAGGGCAGGAGAGGGAAGGGGAGGAGAGGAAUAACAAAAAUAAAUGGAUGGAGGUGGCUGUUGGCACUCCAGAUCAUAGCCACACGGACAUGGAGCCACUGGAUACCCUCCCCAGCUCUGGCUUCCCUGGACUGCAACACUUGUUGCAGUGCCCAGAGCAAAAGCAGCUCUCUGGCUCCCGAAAUUCAGCCCGGCUUCUUGCACAGACUCCCCCUGGACUUGCCCCCAACCCCAUCCUCCCUCCCUCAGCACCCCCAGGGCCUGGGGGUUUAUCAAAGUGAUGUCCCCCUGUCCCUGUGACCGCCCUACGUGGUGCUUCCCCAGGCAGGGGGGAGCUGGGGGUUUUUUAGUUUUCAAAUCAAUGUUGCUUAAAAAAAACAAACAGAAAAACAAACCAAAAAAAAAAAAAGGAUAAAAAAGACCCAGCAAAAACAGGUUGAAGGUUUUUUAUUAAUUUAAAAAUAAUAAAAAUUAAAAAAAAAAUCA